This is a messenger RNA of Hordeum vulgare subsp. vulgare (domesticated barley), 1900 nucleotides long. RefSeq names its product geraniol 8-hydroxylase-like. Lineage: Eukaryota; Viridiplantae; Streptophyta; Magnoliopsida; Poales; Poaceae. The record is from RefSeq and is a predicted model, not a curated record. The transcript is spliced from 2 exons. Gene Ontology annotation, molecular function: oxidoreductase activity, acting on paired donors, with incorporation or reduction of molecular oxygen; iron ion binding; heme binding. Bases 132 to 1679 code for a protein of 515 amino acids.
GCCUCCACCACAAACAAAACCAGCGGCCAGCAUAGAUAGAUAGAUAGAGGGGGACCUAAUCACAUAACCAUGCGCGUGUUAAACUCACUGUCAUACUGUCUACGACACAACGCAGCCAGAGCUCCCUGUCAAUGGCUUCUCUUCUUCCGUGGCUGCCAUGGCUCGUCGUCCCCCUCCUCCUUUGCGUCUACCUACUAGACCUCCUCGCCCAGGCACGCCGUCGCGGCCUUCCUCCAGGCCCCCGCCCGCUGCCGCUCAUCGGCAGCCUCCACCUGCUCGGCGACCAGCCGCACCGCUCCCUCGCCCGCCUCGCCAGGACCCACGGCCCGCUCAUGUCGCUGCGCCUGGGCGCGGUCACCACGGUGGUCGUCUCCUCCCCGGACGCCGCCCGGGAGUUCCUGCAGAAGCACGACGCCGUCUUCGCCACCCGGGCCGUGCAGGACGCGGUCGGCGCCCACGCCAGGAGCUCCGUCGCCUGGCUGCCCCACGCGCCGCGGUGGCGGUCGCUCCGCAGGAUCAUGGCCGCGGAGCUGUUCGCUCCGCACCGGCUCGACGCGCUCCAGCGCCUCCGGGUCCAGAAGGUGCGGGAGCUGACGGCGCACGUGGCCCGCCUGGCGCGCGACGGCGAGGCCGUGGACGUCGGCCGCGUGGCGUUCACGACCAGCCUGAACCUGCUGUCGCGGACCGUGUUCUCGACGGACCUGACGAGCCUCGACGACCACGGAGUGUCCAAGGGGUUCCAGGUGCUGGUGGCGGAGAUCAUGGAGGCGGCCGGCACGCCGAACGUGUCGGACUUCUUCCCCGCGCUCGCGGCGGUCGACCUGCAGGGCCUGCGCCGGGAGAUGGCGCGGCUGUUGGCGCGGCUGCACCAGGUGUUCGACAGGGAGGUGGACCAGAGGCUGAGCCGCCGCGCGCGCGACGCCGCCGGCGAGACAAGGAAGAAGGACGAUGGCGACGGCGGCGACUUCCUCGACGUGCUGCUGGAUGUCGCGGAGCGUGACGACGGCCAGGCGGCGCUGCUAGACCGCGACACGCUGCGGUCGGUGUUCACGGACCUGUUUGCCGCGGGCAGUGACACAACCUCCAGCACUAUAGAAUGGGCAAUGGCUGAGCUUCUUCAAAACCCAUCGUCAAUGGCCAAAGCACACGACGAGCUUGCAAGGGUCAUCAGCUCAGGGAGAGACAUUGAAGAACACGACAUCGAUCGUCUGCCCUACCUCCAAGCCGUGAUCAAAGAAACCUUUCGGCUACACCCUCCUGCUCCAUUGCUGCUACCGCGCCAAGCUCAAGCGACCAUAAGAAUUGCGGGCUACGUGAUCCUCAAAGACGCACGCGUGCUGGUGAACGUGUGGGCGAUGGGACGGGACGAGGCUAUCUGGCCUGAGCCCGACAAGUUCAUGCCGGAGAGGUUUCUUGGGAGGGCUGUGGACUAUAGAGGCCGAGACUUUGAGCUGAUCCCGUUCGGCGCCGGGCGCCGGAUGUGCCCAGGGAUGCCGCUGGCGAUCAGGAUGGUGCAUCUUGUUGUUGGGUCGUUGUUGCAUCGGUUCGAGUGGAGGCUCCCGGUGGAGGUGGAGAGAAGUGGGAUUGAUAUGUGUGAGAAGUUCGGGGUGACACUCACGAAGUCUGUGCCUCUCCGUGCUAUUGCUACACCAAUGUUAGUGGAUGACAUGGGUCGUUGACGAUGACAAUUGGUGCGGUUCUUCUUGUGCAAAAUCUAGCAAACACUAUUGGAUCGGAUAACGAAUACGCGUGCAUAGCUUUGUGUAUUUAGGAUCUUACUAGCUUUAUGUGUGGAUCAUGCCAUAUCAUGGUCGUGCAUUAGUAUACACUAAUAAGCGUGCACGUGCAACGCACAUCUUCAUAAGUGUAUAUGCGAAGAGAAAUAAAGAAUUUGUUAUAA